AUGAGGCCGAUCGACCUUUACAGAUUUUGCCAAAAGAAAAAUGAGGCUGGAUCCUUGCGGGCAGUUCAAGCCCUUGAAUCCGGAGCAAAUUGGACCUAUUUAGCCGUUGCGCGUGAGCCGAUCGAUCGCUUCUUGAGCGGAUUCACUGAUAAAUGUAUAAAAGAGCAGAAACGCGGACCGCAUAAGUGCUACAAUUGUAUGGGAAAUCUUACAUGUUUUAUAAACAAGCAAUAUGAAAGGACGCUACAAUACGCGCGUGGAAGUCUAACAGCUAUCGGAUAUGAAGAUAUACACUUCUACCCUCAAAGCUGGCAUGUGGCUUGGAUUGCUACUCAAAUGCGAGAUGGACGAACCGGUCACGCAACCCAUCGAUCCCUCGAGCGACAACGGGUAGAGGCAGAGCUGAAGGCCGAUCCGAAGCUAAUGACCAUGCUGACGCGGAUGUUUUACUACGAUUUUUUGCUGUUCGGAUUUCCAUUGCCCGAAAUCCAGAGC
Messenger RNA from Mesorhabditis spiculigera, 495 nucleotides. The record is from the annotation of a GenBank genome assembly. Lineage: Eukaryota; Metazoa; Nematoda; Chromadorea; Rhabditida; Rhabditidae.